Molecule: messenger RNA, 1851 nt
Organism: Chrysemys picta bellii (western painted turtle)
Lineage: Eukaryota; Metazoa; Chordata; Testudines; Emydidae
Source: RefSeq, a predicted model, not a curated record
GUUCCCCCUCCAGCUCCUACGUGGAGGCGUGGCCAGGUGGCUCUGCGCGCUGCCCUGUCCUCAGGCGCCACCCCCACAGCUUCCAUUGUCCAUGAUUCCCGGCCAAUGGGAUCAGCGGAGCUUGGGCGUGGGUAGCGUGUGGUGCCCUUUGGCUGCCUCUACGCUUUGGAGUUGGAGGGGGCACAUGUUGCUGCUUAUGGGAACCAUGGCAGGCAGGGAGCCUACCUGAGCCCCACUGCACCGCCGACCAGACUUUUAACGGCCUGGUCAGCAGUGCUGACCGGAGCCACCAGGGUCCCUUUUCGACCAGGCAUUCUGGUUGAAAACCAGACACCUGGCAACCCUGUUUUUACACCAGUCUCUCAAUGUUAUAGGUGACAAUUUCCUCAGUCAAAAAGUGUUGUUGUACAUGAUGCAAGAGAAUACAUUAGACCUCGUCAUGCCAGUACCGGGUUUACAAUGGUUCCGGUGGCACCAGGUCCACACUUGGAAGGGGCCCACAAAGUGUUAAUCCAGCCUGGGUCACAGCCCAGCAAUGCGAAGAGUCAGCAACUUCCCAGUGCCAGCUGAAACACUCAGCCGCCUGGGGGAGCGCAGUGUGCAGCAUUCUCUGUUUUCAGCAUUUUCUGAGUUUGGGUUGCUGUAUUCAGUUCGAGUUCACAGAAAUGCUGCAGUCGCGGGGCCUGGGUAUUAUGCCCUGGUCAAGUUCUAUUCAGCUAGAGAUGCCAGCAGAGCCCAACGUGCAUGCAACAGGCAAAGAUUAUUUCAGAAAUCUCCCUUAAAGGUUUGCAUUUGCACCAGACAGAAGGCCUUUCAGCAGCAAGUCCUUGCUCUGAGGAGUUACAAGUGUAAGGAAUUAGCCAAUUAUUACCUUGGCUUCAAUGGCUGGUCGAACCGGAUCAUUACGCUGCAGAAUAUUUCUGGUUUUGACUUGGAGAAUGAGGAGCUGGGAGGGUUGCCAGAGAGGCAGUGCCUGAAAUACCUAUGCGUUGUGGAAGUAACACUGCCCCAUCAUGGGAUCUGCACCAGAGGACUUGGCAUUGCUGAGGCAUAUGUAGAAAAUGGCCGAGAUCCCCUUGAGUUUGUCAUGAAAACAGGAAAUGUUCAGAAACUUGCAGUUGAGAAAGCUCUGUCGGGUGCAUUUCAGAAGAUACUUCUCAUAGUUUUAGGCGAGCUCGGCACUCCACUACAAAGGAAGCAGAAUGAGCAACAGAAUAUCGUCGUGCUACCUCGGCCAACAGUAGGAGGGAACGUAGACACCAACUUGCUUGGGCACAUCUCCUGAGACCGGCAUGUGGGAACUGAUUUCCAGUUUUAGUCAUACUCGAAUACAAGCAGCAAUCAUUACAAGUCCCUUUAUCAUGUAUCUAGUAGAUCCUAAAAAUGCAUUUCUUCUUACCAUGUCCUAGAGUAUGGUUGCAAUUAUUCAGUAUACGGAUAUUUUAAAACGUUAUUAUUUUCUUGAUAUCAUUACACAAAAUUAUGUAUUUUUUUAAAUAGCAUAGGAGACACUAGGGAUGCAGUGUAGAGACCAUGCUCUCAGUCACAUUGUAACAGACCCAGAAGUAUAACUCAUGACAAAGCCCAGGCCCCUGCUUCCUGUACUAUUGUGUGGGAGUGACACACUCAUUAAGGUUGAAAAGGCACUUCACUUCCAAAUGAGUCUUUAGAGCAGUUUUAAAAUAAAUUACUCUCCUUUGGGUUGAACUUCAUCUACUUGUUCUGAAGCUGACAGCAAAGAGUUAACAAAGGGAUCUCAGUAAACUGGGUGAAUGGGUGACAACAUGAAAAUGAUUGUUGAUAAGUGCAAAGUGAUGCAGAUUAGAAAAAAUAAUUCUAACUACACAUACA